UUGUAAUUUCUGGUUUGACAUAUAGUGUAAUGUAUUUGAAUGUAUUGUCAUUCAAGUGAUCAUUGAUUGGCUGUUAAUCUAUUGGUCGACACAUUAAGCGAUUGUUUUUGUCGUAAUAAUGACGGACUCGGAGGACAUGACUUUCAGAAGACAAUCAAUGGACACAACAAAAGAGUUGGAGUGGAUUGAGUUACACGAAAAACUCAUUGAUAUCAAUCUUAAGACAAAUGAAAACUUUAUGACCAAAAGUAUCCGCAAAUUCAAAGAGAAUCCAUUUGUUCCGAUCGGUAUCUGUGCGACCACUUUCUGCUUAGUAUACGGUCUGAUAUGUCUGAGAAAGGGUGACUCAAAGACUCAACAGAAGAUGAUGAGGGGUAGGAUUAUGGCUCAGGGAUUCACUGUCACUGCCAUUAUCUCCGGUCUUAUGUAUUCAUUGGUCCAAAAGACCAAACAAAAAGAUAAUCAAAAUUAAAUAACACUAGACUUUGAAAUUUUGUUGAUUUAUAUAUAUAUAUAUAGCUGUAUAUAACAAAC
Oppia nitens is the source of this 534-nucleotide messenger RNA. Its product is annotated as HIG1 domain family member 2A-like. The record is from RefSeq and is a predicted model, not a curated record. NCBI's taxonomy places the organism in Eukaryota, Metazoa, Arthropoda, Arachnida, Sarcoptiformes, Oppiidae. Gene Ontology annotation, biological process: mitochondrial respirasome assembly. Gene Ontology annotation, cellular component: mitochondrion. The coding region runs from base 119 to 472 and encodes 117 amino acids. The transcript is spliced from 2 exons.